GUGGAAAGCAAUCCAGCCAAGAUGGAUAUCUACGACACUCAGACCUUGGGGGUUGUCGUCUUUGGCGGGUUUAUGGUUGUUUCUGCCAUCGGCAUCUUCCUGGUGUCAACCUUCUCCAUGAAGGAGACGUCUUAUGAAGAAGCUCUUGCCAACCAGCGCAAGGAGAUGGCAAAAACUCACCACCAAAAAGGAGAGAAGAAGAAGAAGGAGAAAACUGUGGAGAAGAAAGGAAAGACCAAGAAAAAGGAAGAGAAACCUAAUGGGAAGAUACCUGACCAUGACCUAGAUUCCAACGUGACCAUCAUCCUCAAGGAACCAGUGCGCGUACCUGCUAUGGCUGUGGCUCCAACUUCAGUCCAUUCUUCUAUGGUUUUUCCCCCUGUUGCCACAGUACCAGCCAUGCCUCAAGAAAAGCUGGCUUCCUCCCCUAAGGACAAAAAGAAGAAGGAGAAAAAGGUGGCAAAGGUGGAGCCAGCAGUCAGUUCUAUUGUGAAUUCCAUCCAGGUUCUUGCUUCAAAGUCUGCCAUCUUGGAAGCCACACCCAAGGAGGUGCCUAUGGUGGCUGUGCCCCCAGUGGGCUCUAAGGCCAGUGCUCCUGCCACCAGCAGUCAGGGCAAGAAGGGGGAGGGAGCACAGAAUCAGGCUAAGAAGGGGGAGGGUGCCCAGAACCAAGCUAAGAAGGGAGAAGGGGCCCAGAACCAGGCCAAGAAGGGGGAGGGGGCCCAGAACCAAACUAAGAAGGGGGAGGGAGCCCAGAACCAGGGCAAGAAAGGGGAGGGGGCCCAGAACCAAACUAAAAAGGGGGAGGGAGCCCAGAACCAGGCCAAGAAGGGGGAGGGAGCUCAGAACCAGGCCAAGAAGGGGGAGGGGGCCCAGAACCAGGCCAAGAAGGGGGAGGGGGCCCAGAACCAGGCCAAGAAGGGGGAGGGGGCCCAGAACCAGGCCAAGAAGGGGGAGGGGGCCCAGAACCAGGCCAAGAAGGGGGAGGGGGCCCAGAACCAGGCCAAGAAGGGGGAGGGGGCCCAGAACCAGGCCAAGAAGGGGGAGGGGGCCCAGAACCAGGCCAAGAAGGGGGAGGGGGCCCAGAACCAGGCCAAGAAGGGGGAGGGGGCCCAGAACCAGGCCAAGAAGGGGGAGGGGGCCCAGAACCAGGCCAAGAAGGGGGAGGGGGCCCAGAACCAGGCCAAGAAGGGGGAGGGGGCCCAGAACCAGGCCAAGAAGGGGGAGGGGGCCCAGAACCAGGCCAAGAAGGGGGAGGGGGCCCAGAACCAGGCCAAGAAGGGGGAGGGGGCCCAGAACCAGGCCAAGAAGGGGGAGGGGGCCCAGAACCAGGCCAAGAAGGGGGAGGGGGCCCAGAACCAGGCCAAGAAGGGGGAGGGGGCCCAGAACCAGGCCAAGAAGGGGGAGGGGGCCCAGAACCAGGCCAAGAAGGGGGAGGGGGCCCAGAACCAGGCCAAGAAGGGGGAGGGGGCCCAGAACCAGGCCAAGAAGGGGGAGGGGGCCCAGAACCAGGCCAAGAAGGGGGAGGGGGCCCAGAACCAGGCCAAGAAGGGGGAGGGGGCCCAGAACCAGGCCAAGAAGGGGGAGGGGGCCCAGAACCAGGCCAAGAAGGGGGAGGGGGCCCAGAACCAGGGUAAGAAAGGAGAUGGGGCCCAGAACCAGGGCAAGAAAGGAGAGGGGGCCCAGAACCAGGGCAAGAAAGGAGAGGGGGCCCAGAACCAGGGCAAGAAAGGAGAGGGGGCCCAGAACCAGGGCAAAAAGGGGGAUGGAAAUCCUAACCAAGGCAAGAAGGGGGAGGGGGCUCCCAACCAGAGUAGAAAGACAGAUGCAGUUGCUAAUCAGGGCACAAAGACAGAAGGUGUCUCAAACCAGGGAAAAAAGGCAGAGGGGUCCCCCAAUCAGGGCAAAAAGGCAGAAGGAGCUCCAAACCAAGGCAAAAAGGUAGAAGGGUCCCCCAACCAGGGCAAAAAGGUGGACACAGCUUCCAAUCAGGGUAACAAGUUAGAGUCAGCUCCUGCCCAGGGUAAAAAUUCAGGAAUGGUCCAGAGCCAGGAGGCACCAAAGCAAGAGGCUCCUGCAAAGAAGAAGUCUGGUUCAAAGAGAAAAGCUGAGCCUGGAUCCCCAGAUUGCGACAGCCCUCUUUUCCUGCCCUACAAGACACUGGUCUCCACAGUUGGAAGCAUGAUGUUCAAUGAGGGUGAGGCCCAGCGGCUUAUUGAGAUCCUCUCUGAGAAGAUUGGAGUUACUCAGGACACCUGGCAUAAGGCCACUCAGAAGGGUGACCCUGUAGCAAUUCUGAAACGCCAGCUAGAAGAGAAAGAAAAGCUACUAGCCACAGAGCAAGAGGAUGCGGCUGUCGCCAAGAGCAAACUAAGAGAACUCAAUAAGGAGAUGGCUUCAGAGAAGGCCAAAGCUGCAGCUGGAGAGGCCAAGGUGAAGAAGCAGCUGGUAGCCCGGGAGCAGGAAAUCGCAGCUGUGCAGGCACGAAUGCAGGCCAGCUACCAGGACCAUGUGAAGGAGGUGCAACAGCUGCAGGGCAAGAUCCGGACUCUUCAGGAGCAGCUGGAGAAUGGCCCCAACACCCAGCUGGCCCGCCUGCAGCAGGAGAACUCCAUCUUGAGGGAUGCAUUGAACCAGGCCACCAGUCAGGUGGAGAGCAAGCAGAACACAGAACUGGCAAAGCUCCGACAGGAGCUUAGCAAGGUCAACAAGGAACUAGUAGAGAAGUCGGAGGCCUCCCGGCAGGAGGAGCAACAACGGAAAGCUCUGGAAGCCAAGGCAGCCACCUUUGAGAAGCAGGUCCUACAGCUGCAGGCAUCCCAUAAAGAGAGUGAAGAGGCUCUGCAGAAGCGCCUUGAGGAGGUCACCCGGGAGCUAUGUCGGGCCCAGAGCAGCCAUGCCAGCCUCCGGGCAGAUGCCGAGAAGGCCCAGGAGCAGCAGCAGCGAAUGGCAGAACUGCACAGCAAAUUACAGUCUUCUGAGGUAGAGGUAAAAAGCAAGUGUGAGGAGCUGAGUAAUCUUCACGGGCAGCUCAAGGAGGCCAGGGCGGAGAACGAACAGCUCACAGAGAGGAUCCAUUCCAUCGAGACCCUUCUGGAAGCAGGCCAGGCCCAAAAUACCCAGGCCAGUCAAGCUGAGGCCGACCAGCAGCAGAUUCGUCUCAAGGAGCUGGAAUCACAGGUGUUGAGUCUGGAGAAGGAGACCAGUGAGCUCAAGGAGGCUAUGGAGCAGCAAAAGGGGAAGAACAAUGACCUCCGAGAAAAGAACUGGAAGGCCAUGGAGGCACUGGCCUUAGCUGAGCGGACCUGUGAGGAGAAGCUACACUCUCUAACCCAAGCCAAGGAGGAAUCAGAAAAGCAGCUCCAUUUGGCUGAGGCCCAGACCAAGGAAGUCCUGCUGGCCUUGCUCCCAGACCUCUCCAUCUCAGCACACCAGAACUAUGCUGAGUGGCUGCGGGAAGUCAAAGAGAAGGGCUCUGAGCUGCUGAAGAAACCACCUGCUUCCCUAGAGCCCUCCUUGGACGUAGUCUCCAAGUUGAGGGAAGCCGAAGAGACCCAGAACUCCUUGCAGGCUGAGUGUGACCAGUACCGCAGCAUCCUGGCGGAAACGGAGGGUAUGCUCAAAGACCUGCAGAAGAGUGUUGAGGAGGAAGAACGUGUGUGGAAGGCCAAGGUGGGAGCUGCUGAAGAGGAGCUCCAGAAGUCACGGGUCACAGUGAAACAUCUGGAAGACAUUGUAGAGAAGCUAAAAGGAGAACUUGAAAGCUCAGAUCAGGUGAGGGAGCACACUUCAUUUCUGGAAGCAGAGCUGGAGAAGCAUAUGGCAGCUGCCAGUGCAGAGUGCCAGAAUUAUGCCAAGGAGGUAGCAGGGUUGAGGCAGCUUCUGUUAGACUCUCAGUCUCAGCUGGAUGAAGCCAAGAGUGAAGCUCAGAAACAAAGCACUGAGCUUGCCCUGGUCAGGCAGCAGUUGAGUGACAUGAAGAGCCACGUAGAGGAUGGUGACGUGGCUGGGUCUCCAGCUGUCCCUCCAGCCGAGCAGGACCCUAUAAAGCUGAAAACACAGCUGGAGCGGACAGAGGCCAUCCUGGAGGAUGAGCAGACACGGCGGCAGAAGCUCACAGCUGAGUUUGAAGAGGCUCAGAGCACAGCCUGUCGUUUACAAGAAGAGCUGGAGAAGCUCCGUGCUGCUGGUGGCCCCCUGGAGUCUUCAGGAAUAGAAGAGGUUACACAGCUGAAGGAGAGACUAGAAAAAGAAAAGAGGUUAACGAGUGACCUGGGGCGUGCCGCCACCAAACUUCAAGAGCUUUUGAAGACGACCCAGGAGCAGCUGACAAAAGAGAAGGACACAGUGAAGAAGUUGCAAGAACAGCUGGAAAAAGCAGAGGAUGGUAGCAGCUCGAAGGAGGGAACCUCUGUCUGAGUCUCCUCGGCAAACUGUUCAACUUACCAAAAUGCCUUACACAUUCCUUACAAAUAAACCAACCAACACCGCGUUAUCCAGGCCCAACCUCCAGUGAAGCCAUUGGAGACAAGUCUCAGAACCACAGAAAUAAAUCUUCCAGACCCCCAGUCUGUAAAAGAACCUUUGUCACAUUUGAUAAACACUAUUCCCGGGAGCAGCCCUGGACCACCUCGAGCAGACGCCAAAGCCCUCAUCAACGCUGACAGACCAGAGUGUGCUGGGAGUCCAGGCCGCUCGGGAUUAUGUCAAUCAGUGCAAUUGUCUGUAUUUCUCAGUGGGGCCGGGUCGGGAAGCAACAGGCCAGGUGGUGAGUUCUCUGAGGCUGCUGAGCAGACUGGAGGGCCCAGCCCAGCCCAGCCCAGCAAGGCUGCAGCCCUCACCCCUGGAAGUUGCCAAGCAGAACUGACAUGUGACUACCUGGAUGUCAAUGCCAUUAAAACCAACGUGUUGCCCGGCA
Molecule: messenger RNA, 4918 nt
Organism: Cricetulus griseus (Chinese hamster)
Lineage: Eukaryota; Metazoa; Chordata; Mammalia; Rodentia; Cricetidae
Source: RefSeq, a predicted model, not a curated record